AUCAGGCAAGAUAAUACUGAGCAGCAGCACCGAAUCUGCAGGACAAAAUGAGCCUUUGCUUUAAAUAUCCAAGAGACAAAUGGAGGUCUUUCCAUCGUCCCACUGCAGCAAGCAAAGCCAACACUGGGCAACCCUCUAAAAUGUUUAUUUGGACCAGUGGCCGGAGCUCUACAUCUUACAGACAUGAUGAGAAAAGGGAUCACGAUCUACUGGACAAAAGGAAAACAGUCACAGCCCUAAAAGCUGGAGAAGACCGGGCCAUACUCCUCGGGCUGGCCAUGAUGGUGUGCUCUAUCAUGAUGUACUUUCUCCUGGGAAUCACCCUGCUGCGGUCUUACAUGCAAAGUGUCUGGACAGAAGAGGCUCAGUGCUCGCUUCUCAAUGCAUCCAUCACAGAAACCUUCAACUGCUCAUUUAGCUGCGGUCCAGACUGCUGGAAGAUCUCUCAGUACCCCUGCCUCCAGGUGUACGUUAAUCUCACCUCUUCUGGCCAGAAGCUUCUGCUCUACCACACCGAGGAAACAAUGAAAAUUAAUUCUGAGUGUUCAUACAUACCCAAGUGCGGCAAGAAUUAUGAGGAAUCCAUGUCGCUGGUGAACGUCGUGAUGGAAAACUUCAGAAAGUACCAACGCUUCUCCUGUUUCUACGACCCCGAAGGCGUUCAGAAGAACGUGAUAUUAACCAAACUGUACAACUCCAACGUGCUGUUCCACUCCCUCGUCUGGCCCACUUGCAUGAUGAUCGGCGGGGUCGCCAUUGUGGCGAUGGUAAAGCUGACUCAAUACCUUUCCCUCCUCUGUGAGAGAAUCCAAAGGAUCAACAGAUAAAAGCGAAAACUUCUCUGAGAUUUAAUUACAGCGAAAAUACUGUUUUCUCAUUCUUCACCAAAGAACCUUAAGUUUGUAACGUGCAAGUCUGUUUUAAGUUCCUUACUAUAUUCUUAUGAGUAGAGCAAUAAUGCAAAAGCUGUUCUAUAUGCAAACAUGAUGUUAUAAUUAUGCAGACAACUGAAAAAAAUACUGUUUUGUGUUGACCGUCUAUAUGAUCUUGUUUUAUGCUGAGACUAGUCCUUCUUUCUUUUCUACAGCCAAAAUAGGGCUCAGUGUGACCAUUUGCCAAGCUUAGUCAAUUGACAUUUUCAACGUAAAGGAUUCAGGGGGAAAUUCACUGCCGGACAAAGGGCAGCCAACCACUUGCGCAUCACUGAGGUCUCACAUCUGGCUCGGUCCUUCGAUGGAUUUGUGGCUUUGCUUUUUUAUUAUUGGCUGCAGGGGAAAAAAAAAGCAUCGAUAGGGUAUUUUUAUGGUAAGAUGGCACAAAAGGGAUGUGUUUUGAGGCCUGGAUAAGCAUGCAGUAUUUUCAGCCUAAGUAGAACUUGGUGAUGCUUUGUGUUUGCUCCCCCAGUUCGGAAGUAAUUUUUACCCUAUGGUGUUUAAGGUCUUUUGGAAAACACUUUGGAGUUUUAUUUUAUUUAGUGCUAUAAUUUCCUUCUGUCUUAUCAACAUCAUCUUUGCCACUUGCAGAAGCUGCAGCCAAAAAACAAAAAACACCUUGUUCCAUUUUCUAUUCUAGUCUGUGCCCUAUUGAUGGAGAUGGGACCAGAACACCUUAUAUAAAGGUUUAUUACUCAUUUGUCUUGUAUUUGCUACCAUAUCACUGUAAAGAAAAAAAUAACACAAUCAGCUAUUUUUUCAUUUUUUACUUCCAACUGUUUUAGAUUUUUUUACUUGAUAUAUAUACAGAUAUAUAUAUAUAUAUAAAGAAAAAGCUAUAUUAUAUCUAGUUGUGUAUUGGAACUUGAUUAUGGGGGUUUUUUUUCUUUGUUUUUACCAACUGGAAAGUGAACAGUGUAAGUCAUGUAUUUAUAACCUUCUUCCUUGGAUAAUAUCAUAACAUGGAGGAGCAGCACUGCAGGAUCUUAUCCAAUAUUCAUAAUGUUGUUUCAGUCAAAGGUCUCUGUUGCCGUGACAUCAGAAUUGACAAAAAUCUCAUCCAAUUCUAUGGCUCUAUUAACUGAAUUGUUAGAUAAUCGCCAUAAUACAUCUGGAAAUCUCUCCUGACCUUAACUCAGUAUGCAGUGCU
This is a messenger RNA of Nipponia nippon (crested ibis), 2082 nucleotides long. Its product is annotated as calcium-activated potassium channel subunit beta-2. Gene Ontology annotation, molecular function: potassium channel regulator activity; calcium-activated potassium channel activity. The record is from RefSeq and is a predicted model, not a curated record. Gene Ontology annotation, biological process: potassium ion transport; detection of calcium ion. Gene Ontology annotation, cellular component: membrane; voltage-gated potassium channel complex. Lineage: Eukaryota; Metazoa; Chordata; Aves; Pelecaniformes; Threskiornithidae.